GUCCUUCUCUCUCUCUCUCUCUCUCUCUCUCUCUCUCUCUCUCUCUCUCUCUCUCUCUCUCUCUCUCUCUCUCUCUCUCUCUCUCUCGUUCUUUCGAGCUGAGUUUGACUGCAUGCAUGAUCGUGUCAUGGCACGUCGACAGCCUCCUGGUCCAGUGUCCAAUGGAGGUGAUGGGAGAUCCCGACUUAAUAGUCUCAGAAGUCGAGUUGAGUCGCUGGGGUACGAAUGGUUCCCGCUCCCAGCUGCGAAUGGCAGGCUUGCCGGAAUGGUGGAGAGGCUUGUGGGAGACCUUGCGAACGCAUUGGAGGAGAAAAGAGAGUCAAAAAGGGAGGCAGAGGUGGCGAGAAGACAGUCCCAGGCUGAGGCUCACAAGGUGGAGGUGCUGCUCAAGGAAAAUGGUCGUCUGGUUAGAGAAAACAACCAGCUGCACAUGCAGAUCAUACAAGAGGCGGAGGUGGGAUCCACGUCCCAGAGAGAGAGCUCUCUGCACAUGCGGAGGUUAGAAGGGGAGAUUGAAUCGCUAAGGUACUGGAAGACCCAAAGCAUGGACCGCAUGAGAGUUCUCGAGAGUGAUAAUGAGGCACUACGCAACCGCCUUCAGCAGUUGUUGAAUCCCCCAUUGAACUCGACGAGCAUCAAAUUCCCUCGAAGCCAGACUCAGGGAUCUAUGGCGGUAUCAGUUGCUCUAGAUGGCCAGCCCAAAGGCAGCUGGCAGCCAGCAGGAUAUUCUUCUGACGCUCUUGAAAGGAAGAUUGCAGAGUACAGAAAGAUGGCAGACCUGAGCAUCAGCGCCAUCAAACGGGAGCUAAACACCGCACAGGAGGAGCAGGCAGAGUUGCAGCGACAACUUCGUGAUGCGGAGGUGUGUCGCGAGGUUCACACCACAGCUUGUUACCUGAUACGAUUGUGACACACUGUGCACAGAGCCGCCAUCAUUGACAUCGUGUUGGAUUGUAUGGUUCACGGUCCCUGAUAGAGGAGUUCAGGGCUGUUCAUCAGUUGACGAUUGGUGGCUUGCCUUUGAUUUCUCUCUCACAAUUAAGUCUCAAGGCAUUUUAAAUUUCAAAUUUUGUUAAUGAAAAGUAAAACUUGCA
Chara braunii is the source of this 1094-nucleotide messenger RNA. NCBI's taxonomy places the organism in Eukaryota, Viridiplantae, Streptophyta, Charophyceae, Charales, Characeae. The record is from the annotation of a GenBank genome assembly.